Molecule: messenger RNA, 604 nt
Organism: Branchiostoma floridae (Florida lancelet)
Lineage: Eukaryota; Metazoa; Chordata; Leptocardii; Amphioxiformes; Branchiostomatidae
Exons: 3
Coding region: 26-412 (128 amino acids)
Source: RefSeq, a predicted model, not a curated record
AAGCCAGGCGUGGACAAAUCAUGUCAUGACCAUCAACGAUUACAGGAACCAGACAGCUAACAUUGUUGCCUUUGAUGAAUCCAAGCCAAAUCAAGACUACCAACUGUGGUUCCAUCAGGACGAGGGUUACAUAGUAGCUAAGGCUACUGACAACAUGGCCAUGGCUCUGGAGGGCGACGCCAUAGGACCUGAUGUGAACAUCAUCAAUACCCCGAGGGUUCCGAAUAAUGACUAUCAGAAGUGGCGCAUUGUGAAGCAUGGCGGGACUUUGGUGUCCAUUUCCCCAAAGCUUGACAACAGUUAUGCCAUGACACUCAAGGAUGGCAGCAACAGGCCAGGAACCGAAGUGGUUCUGACAAAAAUCGAAAAUAAUAUUCCCACUGGAAAACAACUGUGGAAAUUCACUCAAUAGAUCACUUAACAUGCACUCCAUGUGAUGAUUAUCAACAAUCACAUAAUUGCACGUUUUGUGCCAUCAUCCAUAUCCAAUAUUAGUGAUAUAUACAGCUGGGGGGCAUUGCUUCUUCUAUAGACGCACUUUCAUAGUAUACAUAAGGCCACAGCAGAGUAGAUUUUAUGGAUGACAUCCUCUGAAGACAACAAA